AUGGUGAUCUGUCAACCGACAAAAGACGUUUCGUUUGGCGUCCGUAAAACUUACAUCACUUACAGACUUUACUUUCUGAGGUUACACGAUAGUAUACAAGAGGAAAAUUUCCAUUACUUAGUUUUUGAUUUGGUGACUGGAGGUGAAUUGUUUGAAGAUAUUGUAGCCAGAGAAUUUUACUCAGAAGCUGACGCUUCGCACUGUAUACAACAAAUUUUAGAAUCUGUAAAUCAUUGUCAUCAGAAUGGUGUUGUACAUAGAGAUCUCAAGCCUGAAAAUCUUCUUCUUGCCAGUAAGGCCAAAGGCGCGGCCGUCAAGUUGGCCGACUUCGGUUUAGCCAUCGAGGUGCAGGGGGAGCAGCAAGCGUGGUUCGGAUUUGCAGGGACGCCAGGCUACCUGUCGCCGGAGGUGCUGAAGAAGGAACCCUAUGGUAAGCCGGUGGACAUUUGGGCCUGCGGAGUGAUACUUUAUAUUCUGCUCGUCGGGUACCCGCCGUUUUGGGACGAAGACCAGCACAGGCUAUAUGCGCAGAUCAAAGCAGGAGCUUAUGAUUAUCCCAGUCCGGAAUGGGACACAGUCACGCCGGAAGCCAAGAAUCUCAUCAAUCAGAUGCUGACUGUCAAUCCUGGCAAACGGAUUACUGCUGCCGACGCCCUCAAGCAUCCCUGGAUCUGCCAAAGAGAACGUGUUGCUUCUGUGGUUCACAGACAAGAAACUGUGGACUGCCUCAAGAAAUUCAAUGCUAGGCGUAAACUUAAGGGUGCUAUUCUAACCACAAUGUUGGCCACCAGGAAUUUUUCGAGCAGGAGUAUAAUCGUUAAAAAAGGAGACGGAUCUCAAGUCAAAGAAUCUACAGACAGUUCAACUACGCUCGAAGACGAUGACAUCAAAGAAGACAAGAAGGGCGGAGUCGAUCGAAGCUCUACCGUUAUAGCUAAAGAACCUGAAGGUCCGGGAACGCCUCCACAAUCACCAAAAGUGGUACCAACUACAUCCGGAUCUCCUUCCGGCAGUGUGACCACAUCGACUAACGCGGUCCCCAAAGCAACGGCUAUUAAUUUUGGCCAAGCCCUGUUGCAAAACGUUCAAGCUCGAAGGCAAGAAAUCAUCAAGAUGACAGAGCAGCUUAUAGAAGCUAUUAAUACUGGAGACUUUGAAGCAUAUACGAAAAUAUGCGAUCCUCAUCUAACAGCUUUCGAACCAGAGGCUAUGGGCAACUUGGUGGAAGGAAUGGAUUUCCAUAAAUUCUAUUUCGAUAAUGUACUAGGAAAGAAUUGCAAAGCUGUAAACACUACAAUUUUGAAUCCCCACGUCCAUCUUUUGGGAGAAGAUGCUGCGUGUAUAGCUUACGUGAGACUCACUCAAUAUAUGGACAAACAUGGUCAAGCUCAUACGCACCAAUCGGAGGAGAGCCGCGUAUGGCACAAGAGAGACAACAAAUGGCAGAACGUCCAUUUCCAUCGCAGUGGCGGAGACGGAGGAGCGGCAUUCGGAUUUAGUUCGCAUAAAUAAAACUUUUGAAUUGUUUUUUCUCUAUUGUCAGUGGGUGCGAUUGAGGACCGAGUCUAUAGUAUGAAGUUUUCCGAGAUUUCAAUAUGUAAAAUUGUUCAAAUAUAGUCUUGUACGAAUUUAAUAUCUACUGAUAAUUUAAAAAGCAGUCUUUCGAGAUUUGAAAUACUGAUGGCCUUUUGGAAGUUUAUUUAAGUUGCUCUCUAUCCAACUCCUAUCAGUCAUCGAGUGUGGUCCAUUUUUUUGGAAUAGAUUGAUAAUUUUUACUCGAACUCAGAAAUAUAGAAAAGAAUAUUCAUAAAUGAAUAUUUUUGUGUAUGAAGAAUCUUGUUUUAGUUGUUCAAAUUGUUUCUGAUAAAAACGAUCAGAAGCCUUAUUCAUCUCAUUCGAAAGUAUUUUAUCUAUAUAUAAUAAUAUAAUAGAUAUAAUUACAUACCGGGUGUUUUUUUGUGGUUUUCUAUAAUCUAAUAUUUAUUUUUUAGAUUGAUUAUUAAAACAGUUCUGAAUAUACUCGAAUUACUGCAUUGCUAUUUAAGAAAUAUACAACCUCCAAGAUGGUAAGAAAUUAAUGAUAUAAUUUAUUUUAAAUAUUAUAAAAUAAUUUUACAUAUUGAUUUCUCCUUACAGAAAAUCCAUUAAGGACUUUAGUUAAAUGUGAAAUAUCUUUGUGGUAAUAUGUAAUGACUCUCAGAAUCUUGAUUUUUGUCAUUUUAAGCUUUAUACAUACUAUACAAUUGUACGAAACAGUAUGUUGGUGUAUUAUCUCCAAAAAUGUAUUAUUAGCUAGCAAUUUUGUGCCAUCAACAAUUUUUUUCGUUAGUUAAAAACAUUAUCUUAUCAAAUACAAAUAUAAAGUAACAUUUGUGCUUUGUAUAUUAAUUAAUAGUAUAUAAUAUAUACAUUAUUUUUUAAGACAGAUAUAAAGGGGUGAGUUGUAAAUUACUGCAAAUAUUUACAGAACUGGUAGAUCUCGAUAAAAAAAAUACAUGUUCUCUUUACCUAAGUUCAAAAUAGAAGAGUUAUUUAACUUUGAAAAUAAAAAAAAAAUGUUUUUUGCUUAAGUUUUGAAAACCACUGGAUUUUUUC
Messenger RNA from Sitophilus oryzae (rice weevil), 2595 nucleotides. RefSeq names its product calcium/calmodulin-dependent protein kinase type II alpha chain-like. Gene Ontology annotation, cellular component: cytoplasm; neuron projection. Bases 1 to 1512 code for a protein of 503 amino acids. Gene Ontology annotation, molecular function: calmodulin binding; ATP binding; calcium/calmodulin-dependent protein kinase activity. The record is from RefSeq and is a predicted model, not a curated record. Gene Ontology annotation, biological process: protein phosphorylation. NCBI's taxonomy places the organism in Eukaryota, Metazoa, Arthropoda, Insecta, Coleoptera, Curculionidae. The transcript has 14 exons.